Spodoptera littoralis (African cotton leafworm) is the source of this 966-nucleotide messenger RNA. The record is from the annotation of a GenBank genome assembly. Lineage: Eukaryota; Metazoa; Arthropoda; Insecta; Lepidoptera; Noctuidae.
AUGUGUGAACGCGAAGGCGACGAUGCAGACGUCACCAUGUGGGCACAGGGUAGUGUGUCGGCGGUUUCGAGUGGCAGUGCGAAGUCGUGGGGUGUGCCAGGCUCCGUGUCCAGCUACUCGGUGGGAGCUCGCUCUGUGCCCGCCUCCGCAUCGCUCUACUCCGUCACCAGCGGCGAGUCUUCCCUUUCAGGAGUGUCUUCCGUGUCAUCAAACAGCGGAGGCAACGUCCCGAGCAGCUGUUCGACGAAGUUAUGUGGAGGAGCUAAGUGUGGAGGUGCAUGUUUGGGCGCAGUGCCCAGAGUCCCCGUGCCGCCGCGGCCGCGACAACCCGCCUCUAACUCGUUAAGACGUUCGCAGCAUCAUAGUAUGAAGGCCCGGUUACAAGACUAUCAAGUCCAUAGCUACACGGGAGGUCCUACGGCUGGGGAGCCCUCGGGCCGCCUGCCUCCCAUCAGAGAGUUCCAGAGGGAAUUCCGCGAGGGACGAAGAGAGAGUGCCGCUGCUGCCUCCGCCUCCACUAGAAUUAGAAACGUCGCCACAAAAGGACAAGCAACACUUUUCCGGCCACUAAAACCUUCAAAUAAAGACGACCUGCCCGAUUCCAGAGAUCACAGCAAAGAGACUGAACGGAAAAAAGAUAACCCCAAAUCAAAACCCAAAAAAGAGGACAAAAAGAAAAAAGAUGAUGAAAAUACAAAACGAGAAGAUAAAAAUAAAAAAGAUGAAAGUAGUGACAAUAGGAAAAAUGAAUUAGCAGAAAAGAAAAAGGAAGAAAAGAUGAGACUAAAGGCGGAGAAGGAAGCGAAGAAAGAAGCCAAGCUUCAAGCUAAGGAAGAAGAGAGACAAGCUAAGCUAUUAGCCAAGGAGGAGGAGAAACAAGCCAAACUAAGAGCGAAGGAAGAAAAGAAAAAGGCCAAAAAAGAAGCAAAGCUCGCCGCGCAAGCUGAGAAAGAAAAAAACAAGUAG